UCGAGAAAAGGAAAGGCUUGGAGAGGAGGGGGUAGGAUAAAUGGUGCGUAUUUACACAGUGAAUCACGCGUUCCAUGCGAUUACGAGACGCGACUGCUAGUUUAGGCCAUCUAUGUUUACACGAACGUUUCUAAAUAUGUUCGUAAACAUCAAGUGCACCUUUAACUGGGAAAGCUAGGCAGGCUUAAUCAAUUCAGUUACCUAUAUCAUUCAAAGGUUUAUUCUACUCUGACAAAGAAAUUACAAUAUAUUUAAGAAACAAUUAAAAUAAAAAAAAAAAACGGAAACAAUAAGCUAGGAAAAUAUUUUUCUUGUGUAUUGAUGUGUGCAAUGUGAAGAACCUUCUGCCUGCUUACGAAAGGAAAGGAAAAAAAGAGAGAAGGAGAAAGGGAAAGAAAGAGAGAGGACAAUAACACGUUGGCCGAGAGCGCGGCUUUAUUGUAGCCGCUGCUCGCCAGUAUCGCAGACGUGGAGGUGUAAACACGGCAUUCGUGCCAUUGUCCUUUUGUUCUCGUAGCCGGUGAACGGGGGAAAGUAACCUACGCCAUGCCGAGCGCCGAGGAAACAACCUACUUGAUCGAGGUAGUGCCCAACACGACGCAGGACUUCCUCUCUCGCGACGUCGAUCUUCUUGUCUCUCAAAUCAAAGAGAACCUUCGACUAUCCAGUUUGAAAGCUAAAUCUAGCAUCAGUCAGAAAAACCGACCAUCACCAUAUCAAAUACCUUCGAGGUCUUGGGCAGAUCCCAGUAGCUGUGAGAUGUGCGGCAUGAAAAAUACCGGUGGCCACGAUCAUCGUCAUCACUUAGCUCAUCAUCAUCACCAUCACAAAAGGCCGACAACGAGAGACGACGACCCGUAUGAGCUUUUACAAGAAUUGCUCAGAGAAGGUGGUUUGAUAAAAGAGGCUGUGAAGAGACUUCAAGCGAAUCUCGUCGAUCUGGAUAAUUCCGAGGAGGAGGAAGAUGACGAACAAUCGUCGACGGUUUAUCGAAGAAAACCGUACUUCUACGAUUCGGAGGACGAACAGUUACCACCGGUGUACAAACCACUUGAGCUGUGAAAAUGAAUUAUAGUGCGGCCGGUAUACGAGACCGGUAUAUGGAGAUUUAAACAGAUUUUUGUGGUGUCUAGACUACACAAAAGUGAAAAAAAGUUCGGUGUCCUUUAUUAAAACAGUCAUUCUUGUUCCUUGGUGUAUCUUUCCACGGUUAUACAUUUGGUAUACCUCGUGUGUAUAUAUAUAUAUGUACUCUGUGUGUAUAUAUUGUGUAUGUGCAUACAUGAGAAAAAAAGGGUUAUCAGGCGAGAACAUAUUCGCCCGUUAAGCGAAAUAUGUGUGUGGCUCGUAUCGAAAGAAAGUACAACGAGGUAAACAUAAUUAGCCAAGAACUUACGGCCUUACAUGGCCGUGUUUGUAAAUAUGGUAUGUUGUUAUCCGAAGUAGUUUCACACGCACGAAUCGUGUAAAUUCGGCUAAGCUCGCCUGUAUCGACGACUCACGAGGCUUACGUGGAAGACAUGGCUGCCUCGAUUCGGGCCCUCGGAUUCGAUUUACAUGACAACAAGGUUCACCGAUCUUUUUUCAAAACUGCGAUUCUUGUCCCUCUUUGAAUAAAUGAAAAAAGAUAAAAGGAAGAGUUCCUGAGUGCUACUUUCGCGUCCAGGGUACUAGAAAGAUGAUGUUUUGGAAGUAGUGAUUGACAAUUGAAAUUUACCGAAAUCGUUUGCAACCUAUUUGUUAUCUUUUUUAUACAAAAACAUUUAUAAUUUUUUGUUUGCUUUGAUAGUUUAUUACCUUUUUUGUAAUUAUAGAAAGUAAUCUGGUAGUUAAUUUGAAUUAGGUAUUUAAAAAUGGAAAGAAGUAGCAACUUAAUGUGCGAUCUGAUGUGAAUCGGUUAGCAUAAUAAUUCAGCAUUCAAUAAUUUAAUGCUUAUUUAAGUUCAUGUGUUACCUCCGUUAUAUAUGUAUAUGUAUCUUAUGAUUAUGGAUUUUUUUAAUCGCGUGAAAUACGAGAAAGAGCACGCGUAUAGGAUAUAUUAGUUAAAGAAUUUUGCUCGAUUUGAUCGGGUUGUUAUGGUCCAGUUACUACUAGAGGAGUUAACUAUGUAAAUCAUCUGAGAAAUCAAUCAACGAAUUAUAGAAACGCCUUUUUACGCGCGGAAGCAUCGCAACUCGAAGGAUAGUGAUCUCAUUUAUUUUUUUCUUUUUUAUUUUUUUCUGCACAACGAACGAGAGGUAUUUGUUUAAGGUAGAAUCAACAAUCUAGCGUUCGUUACUUGAGUUAUAUAUAUUAUGUAUAUGUAUACUUUCAAAUUUAAGUUCUGUAAUUGUGCGCACACGAAUUAUCGCCAUUUUGUUCGUUUGAAAGUAUUUAGCCGACUUGGUUGAAGAGAGAUAGUAAACCGACUUUGUUGCAAAAGUAUAUACGCGAGUACGUGGGUUUCUUACACGCUUGAUACAUGGUAGGUUUACAUUCGCUCUGCAUAUAUUAAGUACAUAUAUAGUUAUUUAUCACUAUCGAUCGUUAGCGACGUAACAAACGCUGUACGCGCGUGUAAAUUUGUUGUAUGCAUAUUGGAUGCACAUGCGUAUUCGGUUUAACGGUAGAGCAUAAUUCAGUUUACGAUUUCGGAAUUGAUAUGAAGAAAAAUCCGGUAAAAGGUGGAUUUUGUAAUAUAUCGCCCUAUAAGAGCCGGACAAAAUGAAAGCACGGUAUCGCAUAUCGUGUCAUGUCUACAUAUUGUACAAAUGUUAACUAGUUCACAACUACAAAUAUUACGUUAGACACAGUUCCGAUGAACGCACGUGAUCAUAUGUAUGAGCGAAUGAAUGGGGAAUUAGCGCGUUUCUUCCUGAUGUGUAUUUUGUGCGUGUAUGUGCAACGAUUUGAGUUCGCAUAGGUAUGAGUGUGUAGAUAAUGAGAGAUUUGUCUUUAAAUUCACCGUUAAAGUGUAAAUCAAGGAAGUUAUAUACCUCGUUGUGAUCGCCGGAUUUGUCAUCCGGCGAACCUUAAUUAUAAAUAAACAAGUAAAAGAUUUCA
Bombus impatiens (common eastern bumble bee) is the source of this 3042-nucleotide messenger RNA. Its product is annotated as GSK-3-binding protein. Gene Ontology annotation, cellular component: cytoplasm. The coding region runs from base 547 to 1062 and encodes 171 amino acids. The record is from RefSeq and is a predicted model, not a curated record. NCBI's taxonomy places the organism in Eukaryota, Metazoa, Arthropoda, Insecta, Hymenoptera, Apidae. The transcript has a single exon.